Messenger RNA from Scheffersomyces amazonensis, 597 nucleotides. Its product is annotated as succinate dehydrogenase assembly factor. The coding region runs from base 75 to 524 and encodes 149 amino acids. Gene Ontology annotation, cellular component: mitochondrion. Lineage: Eukaryota; Fungi; Ascomycota; Pichiomycetes; Serinales; Debaryomycetaceae. The record is from RefSeq and is a predicted model, not a curated record. The transcript has a single exon. Gene Ontology annotation, biological process: mitochondrial electron transport, succinate to ubiquinone; protein-FAD linkage; tricarboxylic acid cycle.
GGCGGAGAAGAAAUAGUAGUAGUAGUAGAAAGAUCUAGAACAAGUUUAUAUAGUAAGAGUAAGUAAUAGAUAAUAUGUUAAGAACUAAUACUAGAUUAUCGAGUAGAAACUUGAGUAGUUCAGUGAGAGUAUUUGCUAAUUAUGGUAAACCCCAAAAUCCACCUAUUGAUACUAAUAGUAUCAAAAUGAGAAUUCAACCUAUUCAAAGAGAAGGAGAAACUAUAGAUAUAAAAAGAGCAAGAUUAGUAUAUCAAUCUAGAAAGAGAGGGAUUCUUGAAAGUGACUUGUUAUUAUCAAGAUUUGCUAAAAAACAUUUGAAUACUUUUAAUGAAGAAGAAUUAGAUGAGUAUGACAAAUUAUUAGAUGAACCUGAUUGGGAUAUUUACUAUUGGGCAACUAAAAAUUAUACAGUCACUCCAUUACCAGAUAAAUGGAAGAAUUCAAAGAUAUUACAGUUAUUACAAAAGGAUGCGGAAAAUAACGAGAGAGAAAUUUUAAGAAUGCCAGAAUUGGAUGCAAAGUAGUGCUAGUAGGAAUAGACUGGAAAAUCUCAUUGUAAAUAGACUAUUUAAGUAAGCAAAUUGAAUGAAUUGCAUA